CUAUCGGGUUCCCUGUGUUGAAAAUCAAACAUGGCCGCCUUGUUGUCAUACAACUCCUACUUAUUCUUCAUAAUUUAGAAAUCUCAUUGCAUAAUCUGCCGUGAAUAUGAAUCAGUAUGGUUAAAUAACAUGACUGUUUAGAAAGUUGAUUUCGGAAUUGAGUGUUACGCUCACAUUAGUGAAACCGGGAAAAUGAAGAAGCGGAGACCUUGGCGAAAGGUAUUAUAUGAAGACCAGGAUUACCCCGACAACCAUGUUGACAAAUCUUUCUUAGAGGAGAUGAAAAAGAACCUUCACACAAGAACGUAUAAGCUGCGUGAUGUCAUUUGGGAGUCAGGAGUUGUCUCACAACAAAUAAGCAGUGUUUGUAUAUUUGCCUCACUAUUUGUCUACAUGGAACAAGAUAAUCUGUCCCCCUCCACCCUCUUGAUGAUAUCAUCAGCUCUAACACUAAGUGGCUACUUGCUAUACGAUCUCAUGGACCAUGGAGAGGCUAGGGAGAAGUCGGGGAGAACUAGGAUGGAUGAUGUAAAGAGCAUGCUCCUUGUUCUUGGAUGUGUACUAUUCUUCUCCCCUGUUCUAAAGAACCUCACAGAUACCAUAAGUACUGACACUAUCUAUGCUAUGACUGCUGUUAUGCUGGGGAUGAAUUUGCUGUUUCAUGAUUACGGUACAAGUGCAGCAAUUGUGUCUAACUCCGCCUCCCUCAACUCUGCCACCUUUGCCUCAGUGUGCCUUGCCUCCAGACUACCGACAGCAUGGCACGCCUUUGUCACAGUCAUUUUCGCUAUGCAGCUCUUUGCUCUUUUGCCAGCUCUUCGUCAGCAAAUCAAGGCUAAGCUGGGCCUCUUGCACGUGCUAUUCACGUGCUGUAUGGUGGGCGUGUCGGCCUUUCUUUUGUACCCCUUGUCACUACUGAUGGCCUCUCUUUUUGUGAUGAUAAUUCUUGAUGUCACACUUUUAUGCCCGUUGUGGCUCGUUAAGCUACAAGACUUGAAGAACAACAUCCACGGUCCCUGGGACGAGGCAGUUAUAACUGAGUAGACACCAUAUCAUCAUACGGCCAUUCCUUAGAAGGGUUUUGUCUUGUACUUUUAAGACUUUCUGUCAGCCCCGUUUUUGUCGUCCUGGCUAUAUACAAAGUGUGACAAAGCAUCUAUUGGUGCAUUCACACCAAAAUCAUGUUUAAUAGUUAAACAAGUUUUUUUCUUGCCUGAUAACUUGCCAAGUUUCUCAUUGUGUUGAAUUCUUACUAGCUAAAUGAUCCAUUUGUAACAUGUGAAGUAGUCUAUUCAGUUUUGUUCUUGGUUCUGUCCACUCUUGGUAGAUUGAGAUUAAAACCAGUUUAAUUAAACUAGAGCUUUAAUUUGGUUUAAGUGAUGGUGUGAGGGGCGGUAUAUGUCUAUUGAGUAACUCGGGGAAAUAACUGUUAAUUUUACAUUGAAAUUUGCAUUGGAUUUUUGCUGAGAGAGGGUAUAAACCAAUGACAAUUAAGUUGCAUUUUGUUUUCUACCUCCCAUAGACUCGAAAUCCAAUACAAUACAAUAACCUUUAUUCAUCAAGCGUUACAUUCUAACCGUGAAAAUUUUCUAACAACGGCCCUCCAAUCCUAUCCAUCAAGGCAGUUUUACCAUAAUAGUAAUGAUUACGCCUUCCUUGGCAACCCAAGAGAAUGGUUGCAUGGGAGGUCUAUGGUGUAGAGUUUCCUCACCAUAAUCAACAGGGUGGUAAAGGGUAUUUUCGUGAAACGAGAUUUGGCCGUUUUUCACCCUACGAGAAACGUGAAAUCGUCCUUUUCGACGUCCGUGAAACGUGAUUUAACGAUUUAAAAGGCCAUUUUUUCGGUCCGUGAAAAAGCCAUUUUACGCGGUCCGUGAAACGUGAUCCAUACCUCCCUUUACCAGCCUGAAUCAACAUAGUCUGAGUAUCAGGCCCUCAGGGGAGGGGGGGGACUGGGGACUCUUCUCCCUCCCCCCCCCCCUAAAAAUGGCUUAUACUUAGGCUAGAAUCAAUACACUCGAACCCUGAUGGCGUACUUUUUAUCAUUUAAUUUAAAAAAAUAUAUUUUACAGAAAGUUUAAAGAAAAAUAUUCUUACUGCAUUUUCAAGGCCAUUGAUAAAUACAUCAUUAAUUUAUUGUGGUAUUGUAGUGGUAUUGUAGUGUAGAUUGGAUAACUCAUUUCAAUCAACAGGAAAUAAUUUCACAUCAUAUGGAAACUAGUCUUACAGAAUCGAACCCUGAUGGCGUACUUUUUAUCAUUUAAUUUAAAAAAAUAUAUUUUACAGAAAGUUUAAAGAAAAAUAUUCUUACUGCAUUUUCAAGGCCAUUGAUAAAUACAUCAUUAAUUUAUUGUGGUAUUGUAGUGGUAUUGUAGUGUAGAUUGGAUAACUCAUUUCAAUCAACAGGAAAUAAUUUCACAUCAUAUGGAAACUAGUCUUACAGAACAAUAUUUUUAAAGCAGCGUUAUUUAUGGAUGAAGUUACAAAUAAUUAUCCAAGAACAUAGCAUUACCGUUGUAGUCCAAUUGUUAUAAAUGUUAAAGGAAUUAAAAAAAGGGGCGAUGCAAAUGGAAAA
Messenger RNA from Nematostella vectensis (starlet sea anemone), 2575 nucleotides. Its product is annotated as phosphatidylinositol N-acetylglucosaminyltransferase subunit C. The record is from RefSeq and is a predicted model, not a curated record. Bases 193 to 1044 code for a protein of 283 amino acids. The transcript has 8 exons. Gene Ontology annotation, biological process: GPI anchor biosynthetic process. Gene Ontology annotation, cellular component: membrane; glycosylphosphatidylinositol-N-acetylglucosaminyltransferase (GPI-GnT) complex. Lineage: Eukaryota; Metazoa; Cnidaria; Anthozoa; Actiniaria; Edwardsiidae.